Messenger RNA from Apodemus sylvaticus (European woodmouse), 2157 nucleotides. RefSeq names its product low-density lipoprotein receptor-related protein 11-like. Gene Ontology annotation, molecular function: protein binding. NCBI's taxonomy places the organism in Eukaryota, Metazoa, Chordata, Mammalia, Rodentia, Muridae. The record is from RefSeq and is a predicted model, not a curated record.
GAAGCAGCCAGGCCCCGGGGCCGCCGAGCUCUGAGGCCGCGCUCGUGCCAUGGCCGCCCGGGGAGGACCGGGCCCCGGCUCCCGGCACCGCGCGCUCUGCGGGCUGCUGCUGCUCUGCCUCUGGCUGCCCGGCGGCCGGCCCGGGGAGCCCGCCGCUCCGUCGUCCGGGGUGGAUAGGCUGCUUCAGGACUUUCGCCGGCAGCUACAGCGGGCACGGCCUCGCGAGGAGCUGGAACCGGAGCUGCUGGGCGGCCCGCGGGAGGAUUGCCCGGGUGCGGGCGGUACGGCGGUCUACCGGGCGGUGCCCGACACCAUCAUCCGCCCGCAGGACUCCAUCGCGGCGGGAGCCAGCUUCCUGCGCGCGCCCGGGACCGUGCGCGGCUGGCGGCAGUGCGUGGCGGCCUGCUGCUCCGAGCCGAGCUGCUCGGUGGCGGUGGUGCAGCUGCCCCGGGGGCCCAGCGUGCCCGCACCCAUGCCCGCGCCCCGCUGCUACUUGUUCAACUGCACGGCGCGCGGCCGCAGCGUCUGCAAGUUCGCGCCGCUCCACGGGUUCCGCACUUACACCCUCAGUCGCGCCGGGGACGCCGCCGGGUUCUCUGCCGGACCAGGUGAGGACGAGCCUCCAGUCAGCAGGGCUGGGAAGGAUGUGAUUUUACAGCUGCCCACAGACGGGGUAGUUCUAGACGGCCGAGAAAGCACAGAUGACCAGGCCAUCGUCCUUUAUGAGUGGACGCUGCAGCAGGGUGACCCGUCCUCAGUGGACAUGAAGGUGCCUCAGCCAGGAACCCUGAGGCUGUCCCGCCUGAAGGAAGGAGCGUACAUCUUCCAGCUGACUGUGACUGACUCUGUGGGUCAGAGAAGCUCCGACAACGUGUCUGUGACUGUGCUUCCCCGGCUCUACUCCAUGGGAGAUGAGGGAUGCUCCAGUGCUUGUUCCCGCUACCAUUUCUUCUGUGACAGUGGCUGCUGCAUUGACAUCGCCUUGGCUUGUGAUGGCGUGAGGCAUUGUCCAGACGCUGAUGAAGCCUUCUGUCAAAACUUGUCUCUUGACCGCAAGUGGGUGACACACACAGUGGCUACUUCUGCCCAGCCAGGAGUCACGGGAUUAAGUGAAGGUGAAGGAGACCCCAGGUUGGGGUCCCAGAGAGCCACUACCCACAGGCAGCCGGCUCCUGCAUCCCGCACAGAGAAGAGGAUACACUCCACCCAGAAGGCGCCGGAGAGUCAGAUCCAUCCUGUCCAGCCAGACAGUAAUUCCUCAGGAAAGAACCAAGAAGAAGGAAAUUACUUUCUCAAGUCCAAGAGUGGCAAAGCGCGAGCGGAGCACCCUGCCCCGGAAGCAGGUCAGUGGAUACCGUGGAGACACUACAGAGUUGACCCGAGCACAACGUUGUUCCUCUCCAUUUCAUAGCUGGACAACACCAAAAUACAAAUUAUAAACAACUGAUGUCUGAGCACAGAUACAGCUGUCAAGCACCUGUCUGCAUGCCCUGCAGCCUGCUGGCCUAUUGCACUGGGCUUGUCUCAGAGUGUUAGAUAAGACUCCCUGUCACUCGUCAACUGUGGAGCUGUGGCCACGUAUCUCUGGAGACUCAGUUCUUUUUUUAAGAAAUUAUUAUUAUUAUUAUUGAUUUGUUUUAUGUAUAUGAGUACACUGUUGCUGUCUUCAGACACACCAGAAGUUGGCAUCGGAUCCCAUUCCUGAUGGUUCUUGGAAAGCCUACUCUCUCAUUCCUUCCAGUUUCUGGGGCUCGAGGGGUUUCUGAGCUCAUGGUGGCUGUAACUUUAACCUUUGUACAUCUCUGCUUCCAGGGUGACCUGGGUGUGCAGAGCCCUAAUCAUCAACCAAUCCACUGCUGCGCUGACAGAGUUGGCACUUUUCCAGAAAUAGGGUGGAAACGGGAUCAAUGAGCCACCCACCUCACACACAUUCAUUAAAACUAGCAGGGCCUUUCAAGAGCUGUGCUGACUCAGGAAGUGGGACAGGGUAACUUUAUUAAAAACCACAGCUUAACAGGUGUGCCUUUUCCUGUGUGUGGUUUGAUUCACUGUGGCGAUGCUACAGAGGGCUGCAGAGCACAGUGACUCUUUCUGCCAGUGACCUGGAGGAAGGUCUGUACCCACAGAACUCCCAACUCCUACCCACUCGGUAACCAC